GCUGUGGGGCAGCGCUGGGUGCUGUGGGUGUCUCUGUAGCAGUGACUGAUCGGGGCGGCGCCAGCGCUGGGGGCGGACUAUUUGAGCGGAGCCUCCGCUCCUCAGAGCCGCGGCCGCCGCCGGAGCACUUGAGCGGCGGCUUCUCGCUCUCCGCCCGCAGGAGGAGGAAGAGGAGGAAGAAGAGGAAGAAGAGGAAGAAGAGGCUUCGCUGCCGCCUCUCCGCUCCUCCGCCCCUCUUCCCCUUCCGCCCCACACCUUUAUGGACGAGCGCCGGAGCUUGCUCCACUCUCCGGCUGCCUCCUCCUGCAGCCGCCAUCCGCGGGGCGGCUCGACCAGCAGCCACCACAACCUGGGCUACACCGAGCCGCUGCCCCCCGCCGCCCCGCAGCCGGCCCCCGAGCAAGAGGAGGGAGAAGGUGACGAAGGGGAGGAAGGCAGCAUGACCGUGGUGGGAGGAGGCGGCGGCGGCGGCGACCCUUUGCUGGAGGAGCCGCAGCAGCAUCCUCACCCUGCGCUCGGGGGGGACCGCUACGAGCACCCCCAGGCUCCGGCCGCCGUCCCCACGGGUCAGCCCGCGGGCGGGGGGGAGCACGAGUGCUGCGAGCGGGUGGUGAUCAACAUCUCGGGGCUGAGGUUUGAGACCCAGCUGAAGACCCUGGCGCAGUUCCCCGAGACGCUGCUGGGGGACCCUCGGAAGAGGAUGCGCUACUUCGACCCCCUGCGCAACGAGUACUUCUUCGACCGAAACCGGCCCAGUUUCGAUGCCAUCCUCUACUACUACCAGUCGGGUGGGCGCAUCCGGAGACCCGUCAACGUCCCCAUCGACAUCUUCUCCGAGGAGAUCCGCUUCUACCAGCUGGGGGAGGAGGCCAUGGAGAAGUUCCGGGAGGAUGAGGGGUUCAUUCGAGAGGAGCAGCGGCCACUUCCCGAUAAGGAGUUUCAGCGCCAAGUGUGGCUCCUCUUUGAGUAUCCCGAGAGCUCUGGGCCAGCCCGAGGCAUUGCAAUUGUCUCUGUCCUGGUCAUCCUUAUCUCUAUUGUCAUCUUCUGUCUGGAGACCCUGCCAGAGUUCAGGGAUGACCACGACUAUGAGGGAACUGGGGGGACAUUUGGGAUGGGUGGUGGUCCUCUCCAACCUGAUGUCUUCACCAACUCCUCGUCCCCGGCUACUUCCAUGGUGUCAUCCUUCACCGACCCUUUCUUUGUGGUGGAGACUUUGUGCAUCAUCUGGUUCUCCUUUGAGCUGCUGGUCCGUUUCUUUGCCUGCCCUAGCAAGGCCACCUUCUCCAAGAACAUCAUGAACAUCAUUGACAUUGUGGCCAUCAUUCCCUACUUCAUCACGCUGGGCACUGAGCUGGCUGAGAGGCAAGGCAACGGCCAGCAGGCCAUGUCCUUGGCCAUCCUCAGAGUCAUCCGGCUGGUCAGGGUCUUCCGUAUCUUCAAGCUGUCCCGGCACUCCAAGGGGCUGCAGAUCCUGGGGCAGACCCUCAAGGCCAGCAUGCGGGAGCUGGGCUUGCUCAUCUUCUUCCUCUUCAUCGGCGUCAUCCUCUUCUCCAGCGCCGUUUACUUCGCAGAAGCUGAUGACCCCAGUUCAGGUUUCAGUAGCAUCCCUGAUGCCUUCUGGUGGGCAGUGGUGACCAUGACCACAGUGGGCUACGGGGACAUGCACCCCAUCACCAUUGGGGGCAAGAUCGUGGGGUCUCUCUGUGCCAUCGCUGGGGUCCUGACCAUCGCCCUUCCCGUGCCUGUCAUAGUCUCCAAUUUCAACUACUUCUACCACCGGGAGACAGAAGGUGAGGAGCAAGCCCAGUACAUGCACGUCGGGAGCUGCCAGCACCUCUCCUCCAGCGAGGAGAUGAGGAAGGCUCGCAGCAAUUCCACCCUCAGCAAGUCCGAGUACAUGGUGAUCGAGGAAGGGGGGAUCAACCACAGUGCAUUCAAACAGGCUGCCUUUAAAACAGGCAACUGCACAACCACGAACAAUCCCAACUGUGUGAACAUCAAAAAGAUCUUUACGGAUGUUUAAAAAUCAGCACCCCCCCCUCCCCUAACCCGAACCCAACCAAACAGCAACAAAAUCUGAGGGUGAGGUAGAAAAUCAAACCAACAAUAAUGAUGCAAAGUGACUGUGUCCUCGGUGUCGUGUGGAACAUGCACCAUCGUCGGUCUCUGUGUGCCCUCGGGUUUAGACGUUUGUUUUUUUAGCUCCUUCCUUUCUAAAGAGCCAAAUAAAGAUCUCAGAUUCUCCAGAGGACGGCGCAAAGGUAAAAGAGGAGGAAGAUGAAGACAAAACCCACUCGCUGCCCAAACAAGUGGUUGUUCUGCAACGUGUUGCAGGGCUGCUUUUGUUUUCUCGGCUUUGGGGACCUCUCGCUUUGCUCCUGGAUUUCUCCCCCUCUUUUCCUAAGGCAGCGUGUAGCCGAUUUCCCUUCCAUCACAUAAACUCACUUGUUGGAUUAACAGCCCAGGACUGGGUGGGGAGACAAGGAAAUCAUGUUGCAGAGCGUGCUGGAAGGGGGGGUGGGAGGAAAUGACCAUUUAAUUUUGCAGAGCCUCUGUUACCACAUUGCUAAAUGAUGCUUCACAUCAAAACGUGAUGUGCUGCUACGGGCACAUCACAGAUUCCCUUUCUCCUUCUUUAGAUUGUUCAGGGAAUCCUAAUCUGAUCGGAGACCAAGGGCAGUCACUGCUGAUUGAAAUAGAGAAAACCAGCCCCCAAACCCUCAUUUUCUGUUCUUAAUUCCCUUCCUCUGUAACCCUUUGGUAUCAUUUCAUCCAGCAUCAGAUCUGUGGCUGUGCAGCGGGUCUGGGUACAGGGAGGAGGGAGGUGAAAGGGGAUGGUUACAGGAGCUGACGGUGCACAGGGAGCGAUGCCGACAUGGACCAGGGGGUGCAGGAUCCAUGAUGGGCUCCUCUGCAGCCUCCAACAACCCAGCUGGAGACAAAGGGAUAUUUCCUCCUUGUGUUUUGGGUUUGGGAGAGAUGCAGCCGCUUAUCGCAAGGAGAUUAAAGUGGCAAACACGCCUUCCAGCGGAAGUCACUGAUUCGGACAGGAGUGAUGCAGUUGCCAUGGCGACCCUGGUUUCCUGGGAAACCCCCAAAGGUUGUCAUGGCACCCCUUCUCCCAUCCCCCCUUGGGCCUCGCUCUUCCCGCAAAAAACCUUUCCAGAUGGUUCCAGCCCCGUCAUCCCUCAGGACCCUGCAGCUCGGCCACGCGACGUGACCCCAUCCCAGCACUCCAUUCCCAGGCCAUGGCCACGGUGUGCCUUCCCUCUGCUGAAUAAAGCUCCCACAGGCAAUAAGCACACCCCAGACCCAGCGCUCCCUGCAGAGGAGCUCACACCUUGGCACUGAGAUUUGGGGAUAGAGCCUCAUCUGCAAGCACCGAGAACAGCCUAGAGCUCGCCCUGCACCCCAUGAGCCCUGGUGUAUUCCCUAAAUCCCAUGUGAAACGGCUUCGAGCAGCAGUCGGGAAAGCUCGGCUGAGGAACUCCAUCAGCUUUUGGAAACCAGAUGUGUAAAGAGCAGGAUGGAAAAGUAACCAACCCCCCGCCGGGAUAAACACACCGGCUUCAUCCUUAUGUGUGCACCAGGGGCCACGGGACAUCUGAUGGGAUCAGAUAACAGAAGAAGUUUCAAACUUAAGACCUUCAGGAGUGUGUUGAGAAAUCAAAUGACUCCAAGGAGAUGGCGAAUAUCAUGGACACGGUGACUGAUGCUGCUGUGGAUCCGACCGACACAGGAUCUGUCCUCCCCCGUGAAACCCAUUUCAUAUUUCAUCUAUGAAAUACCUGCCACGUUAUCUGGGUUUUCUAACAAGUGCAUUAUGUAGAAGGGAACAUCUUUGCAGCCAGAAGAUUAUCUUCAAACCAUGUGCAAUAUAAUGAGACUGAACAAAGCCAGGAAGGAGGAGGAGGGAGGUGGAAACCAUUUGGACAUUAUUUUAGUCUUUUUUUAUAGAAUUUAAAAAUAUCUCUUGGAAGAUGAAGCAACCCAAAAGGAAACAUAAACCAGAGCUGCUAAUAAGCAGUCCAAGUGUUUUGCUUGGGGUGGGAGGGAAAUGGGGGAAGUUCAGUCGCUCUCACUGUUCCCUGUGGAAGGCCACGGGCUGUUUUCAUCACUGGGAUGUGAAUAAUUCCUGUUCCAUUUUCCUGACUUUCCUGUAAAUGCUCUUCAUGAGUAGGUAUGUGCUGUACCAAAGGUUGUGAUUUAUUGUAAGUCCUCAUUAGGAAAGGAACAUCUCCACUGAUUCUGAGGAAUAUGGUGUUGAACAGUCAACAAGUUGUGCCUUCCUUUCAGGAUCCUUCCAUGAAAAGCUAAGGAAAAGUGCGAUCUCCAGGGGUGGAAAAGGUGUAAAAACCUGAUCCUGGCUGGUCGUGCCUCUGAAUUUCGUAAGAGCCCAUAUGCCCUUCUCUGCUGUUCCAUGGUACUUCAAUCCCAAGGGAAUAUUAUAGUAUUGUCUUGCUAAUACUAUAAUAAACAGGAAGCCCAUCACUCCUUUGCUGUUGCUGUUUCAUUUUGCAUGCCAAGGUCUUCUCUGUGGUGGGUUAAGAGCUGUGGGUUGCCCACACUGGGCUGUGAAGCUGUUAAACCUGGGGUUUCUAUAACCUCACUGCAUUUCCUAGGACCUAGAUCCAUUUCCUAGGACCAUAUGAGUAAAUAUUAUCCCAGUGCAAUGGGAUAGAUGGUUUGCAAAGGGAUAAAUCAUCUGCAAAGGCAUAAAUGCAAACGGCAAAGGGAUUGAUGGUUUCUUCUGAUGGCUCCCUGUCCUUGCCCCAGCAUCAUCCGCCUCUGCACGCUGCCUCCAUCCCAGCUUUGAGACUAAAACCCACCUGGCACAUACUCUGUUGAAGGAGCAAGGUGAUACAACAGCAUUGUUAUGGUACUCAGGUGAGGCCGGGAGCCUCUGUGUCUGCAUUGCAAUAAGUGACCAGGAACGGUCUGGGGAAUGUAAUUUGGACUGGACCAAGGAAAGUGAGCUGGAGCUUGCUCUGAAGCAGAGGAUGCCCAAGGGGAGGUAGCGGGAGACAAAACCAUGAGGCAUGUGAAGCAGACUCUUGAAUUCAUGUCACUGAUUGCUUUGGGUCCAUGUCCAAGGACAAGACUUGAGGUCUUCACUGGAGACCUGGAAAGUGGAGCAAGGACCACUCUGCCUGGAGGGCAGCACUGCAACCUGGAUCCUUCACUGAGCAGAGCUCUUUACCUGCAUUUCAAACCAGAUCCCGGGCAGGAGAUGGGGAACAUUCACAGGAGACACAUGUGGGAUGCUUCAAGGCACAACCCAAGUGAGGAUGCACUUAAAAAUAAACAACCUACAUAGAAGGAAGGCUCUGAAAUGGGAAAACUCAAGGGAAUAUUCAUGGCAAAGCAACCAGCUGUCUGUACCAUGUGUUUCUCCUUGCAGAAGAGCUUUGAAGAUGAACCAAGAGGGUUUCUGAGGCACCGUUCAGGGCUGGGAUUGCUCCAGACCUAUCUGCAGUUCAGCAUCCUCUUUUUCUGGCUGUCCCCAGUGCAAACUUCAGCCGAAAUGAGGAUUGAGAAAUCCCCUUCACGGUGGGGAAAUGAUGUGCUUCUUAAAGGAAUGUGUUGGCUUUGGUGAGGCUACGUUUGUUUUGUUUGCUUUUUAAACAUGGAUCAUUUCUUGGCUUGGAUUCCUCCUUCUGUAGUGGCAGAUGUGUCGUUAGUGAUGGAGAAAGACCUUGUUCCUGGGAGCAGGGUUUGGGGGUCCCAAAGAUGAAGGUUUCUUGGGCUCUGCAUUGGUACAGGCUGGGGACAACAGGCUGAGACAGGGAGAGAUAAACAAGAGUGAAAUCCCACCCGUUUUAGUCAAAGCUGGGUUGCCCACCUUGGGGAAUGAAGAGCAAAUACGGAUCUGGCCCUUAGUGCGACAUUGCUCCUUGGGCUUGUUUGCAUUUAGUCCCAGCAUGGUAGAAACCCUAUGGUCACUGGAGCUGUGGAUGAAUGACUUGGAAAAGGGCUGGUGCUGCUGGCACUGGGGUUUGCCAUGGUUUUUGCAGCACGAGGUCCAGAGGGAGGUGGGUUGGGAACCAGGGCUGCCGGGAGAGCCCAAGGAGCAGAUCUCUGAUCCCUCAGGGAUUUGCUGGGCAUGCCAAGGCUUGACAGAGGGAUGCCGGGGAUUCGUGGAGGUGAAGCAUCCCGUGGUGUGAAAUCAAUCUGGUGUGAAAGGCGUCUGCACAAAUCAAAGCUAAUUGGGAUGGUGGCUCUCAUUAACUUCACAUCUGAUCAUGCCCUGCCCUGAGGCAGCCGGCAGGGGGUAGGGAAUGGAAGCUCCUCCAUGGGAUCCUCCAUCUCUGCCAGCAAAUCCCUCGGGAUCCGGCAGUAACCUCGGCACUGCUGCAGCCUGAGGAUGGGCUUAAAGAGCUUUUUCCUUUGUGACCAACUGUGUCUUAACGUGGCACAGCCAAAACCCGCCUCCCGGGCAUCUGUCCCAUGCCCUGAUUUGGGACCAGUGCUCCCCGGGGCUGUCUGAUCCUGCAGAUGCAGGGUAGAAUGUACCAGUACUAAAAUGAUCCUUAACUUUCACCAGAAUUUCUGAGCACCAGAAUUAAUGCUCAGACCAUAAAAACUCUGAAACCUUUAAAAGCCCCUUUAAAAGAGACCGGAAAAGGUCACUGGUAUUCAGGGAGUGAGGGCUGAGCCUGUUUCCAUCACCCCAAAUAACUGAGCAGUGGCCUAUUCCCCAUUACCAUGGAUGGAGCUGCCAGAAGGCUGGGGGAGAUGAGACUGGGCUUUCUGGGGAGAUCUCGCCUCCAAACCCACUAAGAGCCUGUAAAACAGAUCUGUUUGCAGCAUUCCCUCAUCAUUAUGGGUUCACAGCGUGCUCUGGAGGCUGCAAAGGUGAUUGAACAAAGCUUUUAGCAACCCUGAAAUCUCAAGGGACUGACCCAGAAAGCACUUUUCUACCGUGCUGGUGAUUCUGGGGCUGCAAACAGCCAAAGGACCCACUGAAGGUCUGACCCAGUGUCCCCCCACAGCCCUGCAGACAGUCCUGGGUUGCCCACAGUGGGAAUGGCUCAUUAACAGGAGAAGAGCUGACAUUCUAGAUCGCAACACAGACCUGGAUCUUGGGAAGCCCUGGUCCCAAAGGUGUUAAAUUUAGUUUCUUUUGGAACACGAUCUAGUAGCCCUUAGAAUGGGGGAUAGGAUGUACCAGUACUAAAGUGAUCUUUAUUUUUCACCAGUGUUACAGAGCUUUUGUAUGGCUUGUGUGUGUGUAACAUAACUAUACCUCUGUUUGCAGCAGCCACUUUGUUAAAGCGUCUCUCUGUUAGGGUUCAAGAGCAUAUUUUGAUAAGCAAAGUGAUGGGAAAUACCAGACCCCUUCACCCAUUUGUGUUGGUGGCUUCCCACAGCAGAAUGCCUGUGGCCACCCACUGCUCUGUUCCUCCCAACCAGCACCAAACCCACCCCAUGGACAUCUCCCACCGAUGCUGAUCUUGCCGAAUCUCCACCUCCUCUUGGUAUUGUACAUCCUGGCCUUGACCACUUUGCUCCACGCUGUUGGGUUUCUUUUGCUUGGUCGCUGAGCCAGCUAACUGUUAAUGUGCUAUUUCCGAUUAACUGAGUUUGCUAGUCUCUACUUGUCAGUCCCGUACAUUAAUGUGUUGCCAUGACUCUGGCUCGCCUUGUGUGUCUUAAAGAUAGUGAUGGUAUGG
Messenger RNA from Pezoporus occidentalis (night parrot), 7673 nucleotides. RefSeq names its product potassium voltage-gated channel subfamily A member 3-like. The transcript has 2 exons. The coding region runs from base 260 to 2023 and encodes 587 amino acids. Gene Ontology annotation, biological process: protein homooligomerization; potassium ion transmembrane transport. Gene Ontology annotation, molecular function: delayed rectifier potassium channel activity; protein binding. The record is from RefSeq and is a predicted model, not a curated record. Lineage: Eukaryota; Metazoa; Chordata; Aves; Psittaciformes; Psittacidae. Gene Ontology annotation, cellular component: voltage-gated potassium channel complex; membrane.